Messenger RNA from Trichomycterus rosablanca, 3537 nucleotides. It is a transcript of the gene sun1a, whose product is annotated as Sad1 and UNC84 domain containing 1a. The record is from RefSeq and is a predicted model, not a curated record. Lineage: Eukaryota; Metazoa; Chordata; Actinopteri; Siluriformes; Trichomycteridae. Bases 67 to 3018 code for a protein of 983 amino acids. Gene Ontology annotation, cellular component: meiotic nuclear membrane microtubule tethering complex; nuclear envelope. Gene Ontology annotation, molecular function: protein-membrane adaptor activity. The transcript has 22 exons.
AACUCCUCCUCUGCUCUGGAAUUCGAGAGGGAGAACCGACUUCCCCCCAGAUACGAAUCCCCCAGGAUGUCUCGCCGCAGCCUGCGUCUGCACGCUAACUCCGCCCACUACGGAGACGACAGCGUGCUGGACUCCUCGCUCAACCGCAGCGUCUCCCAGAGCUCCCACACCGAGAGCUUCGUUCAGACCAAGUCGUUGAGAAGCAGGAGGUCUAAUCGCUCCACCUCGGGUUCAGGUUCUAUACUCCAGACCCCAGUGAAGAACCAGACCUCAGCGCUGCACAUCCACAACAGCAGCAUGCACAGCUGUGCAGCCAGCGACGCCUCGCUCCUCUCCUCCCUGCUGGAUGAGUCUAGCAUCCAGGAACACACGCUGGUGGACAACUUCUGGGGACUGGAUAAGGACGGAGAUCUCAAAGAUCAGACUCUCCAAUCAGAACACAGCCUCACUUUUAUUAACAACGAUGCUCAUGUGGCUCACGCGGCUCAGACCUCCAGCGUCCAGCACGGCUACAUCUGUAAGGACUGCACCACCCGCCUCUCUAACAGGAAGGAGUCCUUCACCAAAGCCUGCUCCUCCUCCUCCUGUUCCUACUCAUCAGCUCCUCCCAACUCCACCGCCGUGGAUGGUGCCACCGCCGCUGCCAUCGCCGCCGCAGCUUCCUCCUCCCCCUACACUACAGUGUACACACGAGAGAAGAACCGCCGGCACAGAGCUGGCGUGGUGAGGCGGCUCUCUGAGGCCGUUGUGCAUUACAGUAGAAAAUCCGCCGCGUCUGUAGCGUGUGUGUUUACUGUGAUCAUGCAGAACGUUCUGCUGAAGACGUGUGGAGAGAGUAAAGCCCUGCUGUCCUCGCUGACUGACCGGUGUGUGUGGCUGGUCAGGAGGGCGGCGGCCCUCACGCUGCCGGCUCAGUACGCCGGGCUGAGCAGGUCCGCCGCCGCCGGCUGUGCUAACGGAGGUCAUGCUAGUUACUGUGGAACCAUGAAUUUAAAUGAACAGGCGAUUCACAAGGAUCAGCAAAUUCUCAACGGGCCGCUGUGCGACGACUGCAAAGGAAAAGAGAAUUCGAGGACAGUCCCAGUCUCCCUGUUCCGACAGCUAAUCGAGUCUGUGUUCUUGCUCGUAGCGUACACAGGUGGGAGUCUGCUGAAGGUGCUACACAGGAUCCUCUCCUCGGUCUGGUUCAUCAUCAGGAAGACGUUCUCUGCUCUCUAUUUGGCUGUUGUGUCUCCAGGCAGUGCAGCUUCAGGCAUGAUACAGUGGCUCGGAACAGCCUGGUACCAGUUGGUCACGCUCAAUUCCCUCAUCAACAUUUUUUUCUUGACCAGGAUCAUGCCAAUUCUGCGUAAGAUUCUCCUGGUUUUAAUCCCCUUGCUGCUGCUGUUUGCUCUGCUCUCACACCUCAGUCUGGCAGGAUUUUUACCCCUCUGGCCGGUAGCGAACGUCACCGAAAACGUCACCUCAGAAUCACUGGUGGAUAUCGCUGAUGUAGAAGGUGACGUGGCCACCGAAGUUCAGCCUGAAGUCUCAUCACCACAGCCUGAUAUCGGCCAACCAGACGAGGACGAGGUUCAGGAGCAGGAGACGGCAGCGGCGGCCGCGGUGGACACUGAGCGGCUGGCGCGGAUAGAACAGAGCCUGGCAUUGCUAUGGAAGCAGGUGAAGUCGUCGGGCGGUAAACAGGACCAGCGGCACGCCGAGGUCCUGGGUCUCUGUAACUCACUGAAGGACGAGCUGCAUGAGAACACGGACCGUGAGCGCAUGGGUACGUGGGUGAGCGCUCUGCUGGAGCAGAAGGUCGUCGUGCUGAGAGAGGAGCUGGAGAGAGAGGUGGAGAGAUCUCACCAGGGUCAGGACGAGGGUGAAGGUGAAGGUGAGGGUAAGAGUGAGGAUGAGGGUGAUGAGAAGGUCCAGGCUCAGGAUUCCCGACUAGACAAGCUGGAAGUUCUUCUUCAGGAACUGGCUCUUAAAACUGAGGAGCUACAGAAACGUCAAGAGACCGAGACCCCACUGUCUGUAAGUGGUGGCGAGGUGGACGGUGCCGCUCACGCCGCGUUGCUGGCCGAAGUACAGCGGUUGGAGGCGGCCCUCGCCACCCUCAGGACUGACCUGCAGGGGGUGAUGAGCUGUAAGGGCAAGUGUGCACAGCUGGAUUCUCUUCACACCACCGUCUCGGAGCAGAUCCAUCAGGAGUUCCAGACUCUGCUAUACGGCGCUGAUCAGGCUGAGGGAGACGAUCCGCCCGAGUCUCUGCUGCAGUGGAUCUCGUCUCGGUUCGUGAGCAGCUCGGACAUGCUGACCUCACUCGCCGCUAUGGAGAAGAGCAUUCUGGGAAACUUGUCUCUCCAGCUGGAAGAAGUCCAACAGAAACCGAGUGAGGAGCAGAUCACACGGACGGUGCAGCAGGCCACGGAGAGGACCGGACUAUCAGACGGGGACGUGCAGCUGAUUGUACAGAACGCGCUGAAGCUUUACUCGGAGGAUCGAAUCGGCCUCGUGGAUUACGCUCUGGAGUCUGGAGGUGGCAGUAUCCUGAGCACCCGCUGCUCUGAGACGUACGAGACGAAGACGGCUCUGAUGAGUCUGUUUGGUUUCCCUCUGUGGUAUUUCUCCCAGUCUCCCCGGGCCGUCAUACAGCCUGACGUACAUCCUGGUAACUGCUGGGCGUUUAAAGGAUCUACUGGAUACCUGGUGAUCCGUCUGUCUGUGAGGAUCGUACCCUCUGCCUUUUCCAUGGAGCACAUCCCCAAAACGCUCUCACCCACCGGCAGCAUCAGCAGCGCCCCCCGCAACUUCACCGUCUACGGUCUGGAUGAUGAGCAGGAUGAGGAGGGGAAGCUGCUGGGCGAGUACGUGUACGAGGAGGACGGAGACGCUCUUCAGACCUUCCCUGUCAUGGAGAGCAACACCGACACCUUUCAGAUCGUGGAGCUGCGAGUGCUGAGUAACUGGGGUCACCCGGAGUACACCUGCCUGUACCGGUUCCGGGUGCACGGUGACCCGGCGGAGGAGUGAUCUGGAGUUUACAGAAGAUUCGAUCCCACUGAUCCACGUGAUCCAGCCUGUAGAUCCUUCUCACCAUCGCUGGCUUUAGCUUUCAGGUUUCGGAUCUGCAGCUUCUGCACUCCCGUAUUUCUCAGAAAGGACCGAACCCGGACGGAACUGAGGGAACUCGGUCCAAACAGCACUGGAAUAAAUAACACUCAGUAUAAUGGAAGCUAAAUAAAGUGUACAGUGUAUUUUAACAGCAUGUUGUAAAUAUUGUUCAGAGUUUGUCGGCUUUGAGUGCGUCUAUAAUUCUGCUAAUUCUGUUUCCUGUGUAGUGAGUGAAUGUGAGUGCCGAGCUGAGAGAGACUCUUAUUAAUCACUAUUUAUUUUUUUAAGUAUUUGAGUUGAUCUUAGUAAGACUUUAUAUUGUGUAUUUUUGUAAAUGCUUUUCAAGUGAUUUUGUAAUUAAGGGACCACAGGUUGGAUUUUGCAAUGAAGUUAUAUUUUGUUUGUGUGGGACGUUUAAAUAAAGAAUAAUUUUAUAAA